AUGAUCGAUGCUGCAAUUCGAGUCGGCGUCAAACGCUUUAUCCCAACCGAAUAUGGCAACAACACUUGUUCUGCGGCCAGUGAUCUGUGUCCACUGUACUCUGACAAGGCAAAAACAGCGGCUUAUUUGAAGGCCAGGGAGGAAACUGGGCUCACUUGGACGGCCAUCCACACAGGGCAAUUCUUUGAUUGGGGCCUCAAGGAUGGCUGGCUCGACUAUGACCUCCAAAACAGAAAAGCUGUCAUUUACGACUCGGGCAAUAAACUCUGGUCGACCACCAAUAUUGGAACUGCUGCCGCAGCCGUCGUCAAGGUAUUGCAAAAACCUGAGGAGACAAUCAAUCGAAGUGUACAUGUUGCCUCUUUUACUGUCUCACAGCUCCAAGUUCUAGAUGCCUUAGAGCAAGCCACUGGAUGCAAAUGGAAGACUGAACAUAUGACCUCGAAAGAGGCUUUGGAUAAGGCAGCUGAGCUGGGUACCGAAGACCACUCCGAAGGGCUUAAACUGCUUGUGCUCAUGCUUCUGUAUGCAGAGGAUGCGGACCGAGGAGCCAAUUUCACCACGGAUGGGCUGCUAGAUAAUAAGAUUUUGAGUUGCCAGAAGAAACGUUGA
Pochonia chlamydosporia 170 is the source of this 612-nucleotide messenger RNA. Its product is annotated as isoflavone reductase family protein. The record is from RefSeq and is a predicted model, not a curated record. NCBI's taxonomy places the organism in Eukaryota, Fungi, Ascomycota, Sordariomycetes, Hypocreales, Clavicipitaceae. Bases 1 to 612 code for a protein of 203 amino acids. The transcript has a single exon.